Molecule: messenger RNA, 1665 nt
Organism: Kockovaella imperatae
Lineage: Eukaryota; Fungi; Basidiomycota; Tremellomycetes; Tremellales; Cuniculitremaceae
Exons: 2
Coding region: 1-1665 (554 amino acids)
Source: RefSeq, a predicted model, not a curated record
AUGGCAGUGAAUCAUCGGAAUGUUUUCGCCACUGAGCACUCUUCAACCAAUCCAUCUCUAUCUCCGCUCAGAUCGGAGGGAGGAGGAGCCAUUGGUGUGCUUGACGACGAUCUCGCUACUGUGACCAGAAUCGACAAUCUAGGUCAAGAGCCUGACGACUGCACUGUCGUUGAUAAAGACCCCUUUUGUGUGACAGAGGACGGAGCUAAGAGGAAACUCUCCAUCCCUAACAUCUCUCAUCGACACAGCUCAGAUAAAGUCAAGGGAAUCCGUAAUCGCCCUUCACUCUCACCUUCUUUCACUUCGUUCCUCGUGCCGUCGAGGAUUCGACUACCUCGUCGAUCCUCUGCUCAACCCGGCACUACUGCGACGCUCUCAUCCUUGUCGAUUGAACCCGAACCCCACUCGUAUCCAGGCUCACCCACCAUGUCGAAGCCUCGCAACACGGCCCUCGAGGCGUUCACAAACUGGCUAGCUGUCAAGCCGCCUACUCCACCCGUCGAUCGACCCUCAGCGGUCCUCGUCUCUGACGUGCCGGAGCCUAUUCCUGCUAUGCUUCGAUACCCUCCCAAGGAUCCUAAUGAAAUCCCGCACUCACCAGAUUGUAUCGACUGUGCACACAAGCGAGUCGUCAAGGGGGAUACCUUUGUAACGGCAUCUCCACAUGGUCAAGACGAGUCGCUCAGCAUCCAAAUUGGACAGCAUGGUCAAGGUGGACUCUUUCGAAGCACCGAUGAACAGGAGCGCGUGAACAGGGUCCACUCCAAUCGCUUUGGCUCUUCACCUUCGCUCGCAAGUUUGGCCAGUGCCGUCGAGUCUGGAGCAAAGACCCGACCUGAAUUAUCCAUCUCGACCACUCUGUCCCAUCGUGCUCGGCGUCCAUCACAAUUGGCCUCUCAAGCCAGCUCCUGCAUUGACUUGACCGCACUUCCCGAGAGCGAAGAGGUUACUACUUUCAAAUCCCCGGGGCCAUCAAAUCAGCUAAUCGAGGAGGAUACCAGUCUUCCCACGCUCUAUUCUGCCACCGUUGACAAAGCGAUCACCGAAGAGCCUCAGACUGUCUCCCCCAGUGAAUUGUCAAAUCAACGUGUUUGGCUCUGCUCUCCUCCACCUCGUUCUCCGCCCCUUUCCCCGCUUCAGCUUGAUUCAAGCUCUACCCUGAAUGUCAACCAACCCGUCCCUGUUACGAUGACUCGAUCGAGGUCGGAGGCCACCGUCGCCAGCAUUACCGUGGAGCAUAUUCAACCAGCGACCUUUGCGUCCCGAUGGUGUAACAAGACUGGACGAAGAAACAGACCAUUCGUCACUCGAUCCUUCUCGACAGGUCGACUAGCGACUGAAUUCGAUGAUCAAGGUCGAGUCAUCUGCCUCUCUGCUCAUUCAGAUCGGGUUCUAGCAAACAAGAUCAGCGUUGAGCCCGUAUGGAAGAUCAAAACGCCUAUCGUCAGUGAGCCCCCAACGCCUACUUCGCCCGGCGGUCAGAGUCCAUUUGCUAGUGUCAGAUCUCGCUUCGGGUCAAGCGCCUCUCCAAGUAUGAAGGGAUCAAAGAUGGGCCGACCGAUGCCCAAGCGGGCAAACUCUGAAUCCCGCGAUUCGCCCUCGGAAUUUGGCGCUCUGAAUUCUGGUCCCGGCAAUCAACAACGAGGGGCUGGCAUUGUCCAGUGA